UGUAGGCAGGGCGUUUUACAGGGGAGGGGACAGGUGAGAAUGAUGUGUUGAUGUUCAUGGGGUUGACACUCCCUCCUGCAUUCCACCUCCAGUUCAACUCAGCUUGCAAGCAUGCCACCCAGCCUCAAACCACGCUGAAGACUUAGAACAUUACUUCCUGCCGCCGCUCAGAGAAACUGGAGCAGAGAACAGAUUUACACUGACAACGUCUAACCACCAGGACUGGAUAAAGCUAGUUUUUGUGCAGGACUAAUUCCCUUUAAUAGUGUGGAUAUGGGAGGCAGAGAGGAGGUAAUGGUGAGCAGCCUUGGAUCCAACAUGCAGUCUCCACGUACCAGAUUGACCCGUUUCAGGCUCCAUCCAAACCAAACCCAAUUGAGGCCCAGGCGAGUGAAGCCGUUGUAUCUCAGGAAUAAAAUCAGAGAUCCCAGCCCCACCGAGAUGAGCGUGGAGCCCUGGCACAGCCCGCAGGACCAGGCAGCUGCUGAACACGCGCACAGCACGCACACGGCGCUCUCCCAGGAUCAGGAGCAGCACCCCGACAAACUCUGCUUGGACUCAUUUUGGAGUGAGGUUGAGACCAUCCGACAGGGGAGUGGCUACACAGACCUUGACUGCAGCAGGAGAGACUCCAGACAGUCAGAAGAAGGGGAACAAGAGGAGCAGUGGCUGGCCGAUGCUGGUUUGUCGACCCUCAUCAGUGAAGACAGUGAGGAUGUGGACAAAGCGGUGUUGCUGUCUACUCUGACCCGGACGCAGGCUGCGGCUGUUCAGCGCCGCCUGGAUUCCUACACGCUGUCCCUCCGCAAAAGGAACAAACCGCCACCGCGCGACGUUCGUGACAUCUUCAACUCCCCUAUCGCUCAGACCCUCCUCCCUGAGUCUCAACAUAGCGACGAACGGCCCCAACACAGCAUGGCGUCAGUUACCAAAACACCACUAACAGCCGUGACACCAGAGCACCAGCGAUGUGCUCCUAAAGAGGAAUUCUUCAUCACUGACGUGGCUUACUGCGAACAGGCUGUCAUUUUCCUCAAACAAGCCAAACUCCCACAGAGUAACAGCCAACGCAGGAAAGAGGACAGCACCCUGCCUCGGGUGAUACGCCCCAAGUGCCGUCUAGGAGUGACACGCAUUCAGGAUCUUUCCCACACUGACAUGAAGAAGGUGCGUCAGUUGGCUCUCAUCGACAUGACGGCGCUGUGUGACCUCCUAGAGCUGGAGGUCAAAAGGCACAAAAUGGGCCGGAGGAAAAUCCCAGAGAGCACUCUGUUUGGGGUGCCACUGGCCACGCUGCUGGAAAACGAUCAGAAAAUGAAGCCCAGCACCUCGACUCCUCUCUUCUUGCAGGCAUUGUUGUCGUUUUUGGAGAAGAAAGGAGUCGAUUCGGAGGGGAUCCUGCGGGUUCCAGGAUCUCAGUCCAGAAUCAAGUUGCUGCAGCAGAACUUGGAGGCCAACUUCUACUCAGGGCAGGUCAGCUGGGAUGAAGUGAGUCCGAACGACGCUGCAGCACUACUCAAGAAGUUCAUCCGGGAGCUGCCGGCCCCUCUGCUCACCGCCGAGUACCUCAACACCUUCAGCGGAGUCAGGGACAUCACAGAGCUGAAGCAGAAACUCCACAUGUUGAACCUGCUCAUACUGCUGCUGCCUGAGCCCAACAGAAACACACUGAAGGCCUUGCUGGAGUUCCUCAGUAAGGUGAUUUCCAGGGAAAAGAGGAACAGAAUGAAUCUGUGGGCCGUCGCCACCAUCAUGGCUCCCAACCUCUUCCUCCAUAAGGCCGUCCCCAGCAAACUGACCGAAGGGGCAGAGAAAGGACAGGCGGAGAAGGCAGCUGACGUUAUGAGGCUCCUCAUCCGCUACCAGGACUUGCUCUGGACGGUUCCAAAUUUCCUCAUCGGCCAGGUGCGCAAGCUUAACGAAAACAAUAACCGGCGCUACCAGUUCUAUGAUCGCCGCAUAAAGAACCUGCUGAGGAAGAUCCACACAGACAGCAAAGACAAACCUGACAAAAACAACUCAGAGUCGCAUCGUACAGUGAAGGUUCAGGUUGGAGAGCUUGUGAGCGGCACGAUGGAGUAUCAGCUCAACAUCAACUCCCGCGCCUCAGACCUCCUCGCACAGUUCCAGCGCCAGUUCCUCCGCAGCCCCGACAACGGGAAGGGGAAAAUGCGAAGAAACGGGUCCGUGGCGUAUCCAGAAUGUGCCCUUUACGAAGUGGGAGGAAACAUCGGUGAACACUGUCUGGACCCCGACGCGCACCUUCUGGAUUUGUGCAACAGUAACCCUGGAGGAGAAUGGGUCAUCAAGCUGAGACCCAACGGCAGCAGAGGUCUGUGACGUGGAGGCUGUGGGACGAGGGAUGGACAGAUCCAGGAAAGGGUUGCAAAAGAACAAUAACAACAGUCUUAAAAAGACGACAACGUCUCUCCUCGGAGCAACAAGAGAGUAGGAGACAGAUGGAGGAAGCAGAGACAGAGAUGGACAAUCUGCCAGGAGCAAAGCUGUCCCUGAUCACAUGACCACACAUUGCCCUCUUUCUCUUCCACUCUUCCUUCCUCUUUAGGUUUCUCUCCAUCUCCUUCUGCUCCUUUUCCCCUCCUGCUCCAUCAUUUCUCCUGCGUUCCUGCAGGGCUGCAGCGCUGCGAGCAAAACACUGCUGACGUGACUCAUUACUUCCAACAGAGAACCUGCUGCACAGGACAGAGGAGGGAGACAGAGAGACACAGAAUGGACAGUUUGCUUUUUCUCUCAAGCCAUCCUCUCCCAUGAUGAGCGAGCAGAUGGGGAUGCAGAGCACCUCUGGCUAUGGAGAGCCCAAGUUACCCCCUGUCUCAGGCCGGCUUCUGCUCCUCAUACCCAGACAGUGUGUUCUCCUGCUCCUGGGUUUGAUCCAUCAGUCCUUUGUAAAAAAAAAAAAGCUGAAACAUGAUACGGACGUUUCUCUGCGUAGCUGAAGCUAAACUGAUAUCUAAGCAUAAGCUGAGUACAAGAUUUCUCAUGUGAGUUAUUAUUAUUCCCAUAUUUUACACAGUGCAUUUGCAUGACAGUAACCAAGUUAGUCAGAGAAAAUGCAGGUUAUCAGUGAACCUGGUCCACGUGAGUUUGGAGGAAGGGCUUCCCUUGAUCACCUGUUUCAUCCUUUUACCAUUUUUAAAAGCUUUGGGGACAAAAGUAAACAAAGACGGAGGGCUUGUCAGCUCGUCUCCUUUCUUUGUCAGUGCCAUUUAAAGAGGGGGAGAAACCCUGAUGAACUGAUAUCCCUUUAUCUGUGAAACCCUGAGAUCUCCUGGGUGUUAUGAAAAAUCCACGGACUUCCAAGGACCCCUGACCUGAAUGCGACGAUUGCUCAGGAGACUUUUCUCUUUUGACACCAAGGGACUCGGUGUCGCAACCUCAAGGACAGACAUUGUACCUCUAAAGGGAGUUUGUUAAGGACACACAGUGAAGCUGGUCUUCAUCUUUAAACGUGAGCGAGUUGAAGGCGCUGAAGUGACUCGGGGGCGAUACUGGGAUUAAUUAUUAUUAUUUAUAUGAAUGUAAUACUGUUGUUGCUUCUGUACUUUGUGAGUAUUGUGUAGGAUAGAGAGACUUAGGAUAAUACGGAGUCGCUGCACUCAGUGUAAAAGUAUGAUGUGUUAAGGUGCCCAUACUCGAUGUGGGACUUUGCAGUGUUUGUGUACAUGUAUAGUUUUUUUUUUUGUUAUGAAUCUCUUUACAUCUGUUAGCAGUAGUAAAUAUUGCUCAUUCAUAUUCACUCUGCUGGCUGUGAGGGAGGGAGGGCGUCUCUGCUGGACGCUGAGUAGUGAUCGUGUUGCUGCUCGAAGCCUUUUCCAAACAUACACAAGCAGCAGACGAAUGUAUUUAACACUUUGUACCGAUCACCAGACACGAAUGAUUUGCUCCCGGCAGCCGGAGCCAUGUUGAGGCUCCGCGGCCAUUUUGUGGAAAGCGUCUCGCGCUCUCCACUCGAUAGACGCCAUAAUGACAGCGGGGCCCCGGCACCGCCAUCUAUCAACGCCCUCUGCUCAAUCUCUGUCACCUCCUGGUAAUGGACCAUAAUCGCGACGUGGCGCCUGCAUCAGAAACGCGCGGAGGAAUCGCGUUUCUUUGAUAAAGCAGAAGGUAAUAAAUGGGUGUUAUAAAUUCUGUCGCCCCGGACCCGACGACGGUCGGCCUGUGUGUGUGCGUGCGUGCAUGCGUGUGUGUGAUGAGCUUCAUUACACAAGUCCAAUUGGCCUGUCCCAGGGUCCCAGACACAGUUCAGUGCCUCGGCACAAAGCGAGCUGAUGAAACCGCCUUCUGCUGACAAUCAGGAGAACUGGGUCACCUCUGAAGCAGCUUCCCAGAGGGCGAGCAGUGUUAGUCCAAACACCCCGAGGAGCAGAGCACAUGCACACACGCGCUGCCUAAACACACAUGCUGGACGCCACCAUGAGGUGUCACCAAAUCAAGGGCCGCGAGUCCACAGUACAGCGUUUUCCUAUCGACCGUGUUCGUGUUUGUAUAUACGUGAAUGUGUUUGUGUGAGAAAUUGAGAGGACGCUUCCUGAAACAGUGUUAUCCGUGUAAAUCACUCCUGAAGCUGGACAGUUACGAGGACAUUUGCUUCCUGCUGGGAUCGACGUGUCGACCUUUUGUUUGGUGGUGAUUUUGGACGUCAGCAGACGUCAGAAUGUAUAUUUAUGUCCUUUACAAGUUUUUAAUAUGUCUGUGAAAAGUACUUUCCUCUAGAGAAAAACACUUUCGAGAUGUUGCUUUUUUUUGUCAAUAAAUGUGACUCUAAUGUUG
This is a messenger RNA of Mugil cephalus (flathead mullet), 4791 nucleotides long. RefSeq names its product rho GTPase-activating protein 40. Gene Ontology annotation, molecular function: GTPase activator activity. The record is from RefSeq and is a predicted model, not a curated record. Lineage: Eukaryota; Metazoa; Chordata; Actinopteri; Mugiliformes; Mugilidae. Gene Ontology annotation, biological process: signal transduction; regulation of small GTPase mediated signal transduction; regulation of actin filament polymerization. The transcript has 15 exons. Gene Ontology annotation, cellular component: cytoplasm. The coding region runs from base 274 to 2340 and encodes 688 amino acids.